Nematocida minor is the source of this 180-nucleotide messenger RNA. RefSeq lists its product as uncharacterized. NCBI's taxonomy places the organism in Eukaryota, Fungi, Microsporidia. Bases 1 to 180 code for a protein of 59 amino acids. The record is from RefSeq and is a predicted model, not a curated record. The transcript has a single exon.
AUGCAGAAUUCAAACAAAAGUGUACAGAAAGUGUUUAUUUCAUCGCAUGCGCCACCAAAGACCAUGGAAGAGCUGCAUAGCCUGUGGAAAUCAAGAAAGAUUUUGCUAAGAAAGCUAAACAGCCCAUUGCUAAAAAUAGCCAAAAAGGCGACCAGAGCCAUUGAGAAAACAGCACUUUAA